GGCGGCGCCUCUUCCUGCCUCCGAACCUCCUGAGUUGCUGGAGCUUCUUGACAGAACAGAGCCGAGCUGGGGCCUUGGGAGGACUGACCAGGAGCUGCGGAAACGUUUCAGACCCUGUUGGCCUUCCCGGUCUGGGGGUCCAUCGCUGUCCUCAUCCCUCCUCUCUGCUUCUUCUCGCGCUGCUUCCCCUUGGUUGAUUUUUUCAAACGGUGUAACUGCCAGAGGUGCGGGUCUAAAUUCUUGGAAGGGGCCCGGAUGUACUGAGGAUGCAUUACAAUUUCACUCAAGGAGGCAGUAGUGGAAAGGAGCAGUUUUUAGUGUUUGAUGCAAUAAUGGGAAUCAGGUAAUCAUCAGAAAGGAAGAAGAAAUACCGCAGCUCUACGGCUUCCUUGAAUUUUGCACGAAACCGCCUGCCUCGGAGGAGGGAUUAAUCCAGACCCGCUGGGGGGUGGGGGGGUGUUUUGACAUUUCUUCCUUUUUGUGGCUUCUCCUUUUAAAACAAUUUUUGGUCAAUGGUCAAUGAAAACACGAGGAUGUACAUCCCAGAGGAAAACCACCAAGGUUCCAACUAUGGGAGCCCGCGCCCAGCUCAUGCCAACAUGAAUGCCAAUGCAGCGGCAGGGCUUGUCCCCGAGCACAUCCCCACCCCAGGGGCAGCCUUGUCCUGGCAGGCAGCCAUUGAUGCGGCCCGGCAGGCCAAGCUGAUGGGAAGUGCUGGCAAUGCGACCAUCUCCACGGUCAGCUCCACACAGCGGAAGCGGCAGCAGUAUGGGAAACCCAAGAAGCAGGGCAGCACUACUGCCACACGCCCACCACGUGCCCUGCUCUGCCUCACUCUGAAGAACCCCAUCCGGAGGGCGUGCAUCAGCAUUGUCGAAUGGAAACCAUUUGAAAUCAUUAUUUUACUGACUAUUUUUGCCAAUUGUGUGGCCUUAGCGAUCUAUAUUCCCUUUCCAGAAGAUGACUCCAACGCCACCAAUUCCAACCUGGAACGAGUGGAAUAUCUCUUUCUCAUCAUUUUUACUGUGGAAGCAUUUUUAAAAGUAAUAGCUUAUGGACUUCUCUUUCACCCUAAUGCUUACCUCCGCAAUGGUUGGAAUUUACUAGAUUUUAUAAUUGUGGUUGUAGGGCUUUUUAGUGCAAUUUUAGAACAAGCAACCAAAGCUGAUGGGGCAAAUGCUCUAGGAGGGAAAGGGGCUGGAUUUGAUGUGAAGGCGCUGAGGGCAUUCCGCGUGCUGCGUCCCUUGCGGCUGGUGUCUGGAGUCCCGAGUCUCCAGGUGGUUCUGAAUUCCAUCAUCAAGGCCAUGGUCCCCCUGCUGCAUAUCGCCCUGCUAGUGCUGUUUGUCAUCAUCAUCUACGCUAUCAUUGGCCUGGAGCUCUUCAUGGGGAAGAUGCAUAAGACCUGCUACAACCAGGAAGGCAUAGCAGAUGCUCCAGCAGAAGACGACCCCUCCCCUUGUGCUCUGGAGACAGGCCAUGGACGGCAGUGUCAGAACGGCACCGUGUGCAAGCCCGGGUGGGACGGGCCCAGGCACGGCAUCACCAACUUUGACAACUUCGCCUUCGCCAUGCUGACAGUGUUCCAGUGCAUCACCAUGGAGGGUUGGACAGACGUGCUCUACUGGGUCAAUGAUGCCGUAGGAAGGGACUGGCCCUGGAUCUAUUUUGUUACACUAAUCAUCAUAGGGUCAUUUUUUGUACUUAACUUGGUUCUCGGUGUCCUUAGCGGAGAGUUCUCCAAAGAGAGGGAGAAGGCUAAGGCUCGAGGAGAUUUCCAGAAGCUGCGAGAGAAGCAGCAGCUGGAAGAGGACCUGAAAGGCUAUCUGGACUGGAUCACACAGGCAGAAGACAUAGACCCUGAGAACGAGGAUGAAGGCAUGGAUGAGGAAAAGCCCCGGAACAUGAGCAUGCCCACAAGUGAGACGGAGUCUGUCAACACUGAGAAUGUGGCUGGCGGUGACAUCGAAGGAGAAAACUGUGGGGCCAGGCUGGCCCACCGGAUCUCCAAGUCGAAGUUCAGUCGCUACUGGCGUCGGUGGAAUCGGUUCUGCAGAAGAAAGUGUCGUGCCGCAGUCAAGUCCAAUGUCUUCUACUGGCUUGUGAUCUUCCUGGUGUUCCUCAACACGCUCACCAUUGCCUCAGAACAUUACAACCAGCCCCACUGGCUCACAGAAGUGCAAGACACAGCCAACAAGGCCCUCCUGGCCCUCUUCACCGCGGAGAUGCUGCUGAAGAUGUACAGCCUGGGCCUGCAGGCCUACUUCGUGUCGCUCUUCAACCGCUUUGACUGCUUUAUCGUGUGCGGGGGCAUCCUGGAGACCAUCCUGGUGGAGACCAAGGUCAUGUCUCCCUUGGGCAUCUCUGUGCUCAGAUGUGUUCGGCUCCUGAGGAUAUUCAAAAUCACCAGGUACUGGAACUCCUUAAGCAACCUGGUGGCAUCCUUGCUGAAUUCUGUGCGCUCCAUCGCCUCCCUCCUGCUCCUCCUCUUCCUCUUCAUCAUCAUCUUCUCCCUGCUGGGGAUGCAGCUCUUUGGAGGAAAGUUCAACUUUGAUGAGAUGCAGACCCGAAGGAGCACCUUUGAUAACUUUCCCCAGUCCCUCCUCACUGUGUUUCAGAUCCUGACCGGGGAGGACUGGAAUUCGGUGAUGUAUGAUGGGAUCAUGGCUUAUGGCGGCCCCUCUUUUCCAGGGAUGUUAGUCUGUAUUUACUUCAUCAUCCUCUUCAUCUGUGGAAACUAUAUCCUACUGAAUGUGUUCUUGGCCAUUGCUGUGGACAACCUGGCUGAUGCUGAGAGCCUCACAUCUGCCCAAAAAGAGGAAGAAGAAGAGAAGGAAAGAAAGAAGCUGGCCAGGACUGCCAGCCCAGAGAAGAAACAGGUGAUGGAGAAGCCAGCAGUGGAGGAGACCAAGGAGGAGAAAAUUGAGCUGAAAUCCAUCACAGCUGACGGAGAGUCCCCACCUACCACCAAGAUCAACAUGGACGACCUCCAGCCCAAUGAAAAUGAAGAUAAGAGUGUCUACCCCAACCCAGAAACUACAGGAGAAGAGGAUGAGGAGGAGCCUGAGAUGCCUGUGGGCCCACGCCCACGCCCACUUUCUGAGCUGCACCUCAAGGAAAAGGCAGUGCCCAUGCCCGAAGCCAGUGCAUUUUUCAUCUUUAGCCCCAACAACAGGUUUCGCCUACAGUGCCACCGUAUCGUCAAUGACUCAAUCUUCACCAACCUGAUCCUCUUCUUCAUUCUGCUCAGCAGCAUUUCUCUGGCUGCUGAGGACCCUGUCCAGCACACCUCCUUCCGGAACCACAUUCUGUUUUAUUUUGAUAUUGUUUUUACUACCAUUUUCACCAUUGAAAUUGCUCUGAAGAUCCUAGGCAAUGCAGACUAUGUCUUCACUAGUAUCUUUACAUUAGAAAUUAUUCUUAAGAUGACUGCUUAUGGGGCUUUCUUGCACAAGGGCUCCUUCUGCCGGAACUACUUCAACAUCUUGGACCUGCUAGUGGUCAGCGUGUCCCUCAUCUCCUUUGGCAUCCAGUCCAGUGCAAUCAAUGUUGUAAAGAUCUUGCGAGUUCUGCGAGUCCUCAGGCCCCUGAGAGCCAUCAAUAGAGCUAAGGGACUAAAGCAUGUGGUUCAAUGCGUGUUCGUCGCCAUCCGGACCAUCGGGAACAUUGUGAUCGUCACCACACUGCUUCAGUUCAUGUUCGCCUGCAUCGGGGUGCAGCUCUUUAAGGGGAAGCUGUACACCUGUUCAGAUAGCUCCAAGCAGACUGAGGCAGAAUGCAAGGGUAACUACAUCACAUACAAGGACGGGGAGGUUGACCACCCCAUCAUCCAGCCCCGCAGCUGGGAGAACAGCAAGUUUGACUUUGACAAUGUCCUGGCAGCCAUGAUGGCUCUUUUCACUGUCUCCACCUUUGAGGGGUGGCCCGAGCUGCUGUACCGCUCCAUCGACUCCCACACGGAAGACAAGGGCCCCAUCUACAACUACCGGGUGGAGAUCUCCAUCUUCUUCAUCAUCUACAUCAUCAUCAUUGCCUUCUUUAUGAUGAACAUCUUUGUGGGUUUCGUCAUCGUCACCUUCCAAGAGCAGGGAGAGCAGGAGUACAAGAACUGUGAGCUGGAUAAGAACCAGCGACAGUGUGUGGAAUAUGCCCUCAAGGCCCGCCCCCUGCGGAGAUACAUACCCAAGAACCAGCACCAGUACAAAGUGUGGUACGUGGUCAACUCCACCUACUUUGAGUACCUGAUGUUUGUCCUCAUCCUGCUCAACACCAUCUGCUUGGCCAUGCAGCACUAUGGUCAGAGCUGCCUGUUUAAAAUUGCCAUGAACAUCCUCAACAUGCUCUUCACUGGCCUCUUCACUGUGGAGAUGAUUCUGAAGCUCAUUGCCUUUAAACCCAAGGGUUACUUUAGUGAUCCCUGGAAUGUUUUUGACUUCCUCAUCGUAAUUGGCAGCAUAAUUGACGUCAUUCUCAGUGAAACUAAUCACUAUUUCUGUGAUGCAUGGAAUACGUUUGACGCCUUGAUUGUUGUGGGUAGCAUUGUUGAUAUAGCAAUCACCGAGGUAAACCCAGCUGAACAUACCCAAUGCUCUCCCUUUAUGAACGCAGAGGAGAACUCCCGCAUCUCCAUCACCUUCUUCCGCCUCUUCCGGGUCAUGCGCCUGGUCAAGCUGCUGAGCCGUGGAGAGGGCAUCCGGACCCUGCUGUGGACCUUCAUCAAGUCCUUCCAGGCCCUGCCCUACGUGGCCCUGCUCAUAGUGAUGCUGUUCUUCAUCUAUGCUGUGAUCGGAAUGCAGGUGUUUGGGAAAAUUGCCCUGAAUGAUACCACAGAGAUCAACCGCAACAACAACUUUCAGACCUUCCCCCAAGCUGUGCUGCUUCUCUUCAGGUGCGCCACUGGGGAGGCGUGGCAGGACAUCAUGCUGGCCUGCAUGCCAGGGAAGAAGUGUGCCCCAGAGUCUGAGCCCAGCAACAGCACGGAAGGGGAGACACCCUGUGGCAGCAGCUUCGCCGUCUUCUACUUCAUCAGCUUCUACAUGCUCUGUGCCUUCCUGAUCAUCAACCUCUUUGUAGCUGUCAUCAUGGACAACUUUGACUACCUGACAAGGGACUGGUCAAUCCUUGGUCCCCACCAUCUGGACGAAUUUAAAAGAAUCUGGGCAGAGUAUGACCCGGAAGCCAAGGGUCGUAUCAAACACCUGGAUGUGGUGACCCUGCUUCGGCGGAUUCAGCCCCCACUGGGUUUUGGGAAGCUGUGCCCUCACCGUGUGGCUUGCAAACGUCUGGUCUCCAUGAACAUGCCUCUGAACAGUGAUGGGACAGUCAUGUUCAAUGCCACCUUAUUUGCCCUGGUCCGGACAGCACUGAGAAUCAAAACAGAAGGGAACCUGGAACAAGCCAAUGAGGAAUUGCGGGCCAUCAUCAAGAAGAUCUGGAAGCGGACAAGCAUGAAGCUGCUGGACCAAGUGGUGCCCCCCGCUGGAGAUGACGAAGUCACGGUCGGCAAGUUCUAUGCGACUUUCCUGAUCCAAGAGUACUUCCGGAAAUUCAAGAAACGCAAAGAGCAAGGCCUCGUGGGCAAGCCCUCCCAGAGGAAUGCUUUGUCCCUGCAGGCGGGCUUGCGCACGCUGCACGACAUCGGGCCUGAGAUCCGCAGGGCCAUCUCAGGGGACCUGACAGCUGAGGAGGAGCUGGACAAGGCCAUGAAGGAGGCUGUGUCUGCUGCCUCCGAGGAUGACAUCUUCAGGAGAGCCGGAGGCCUGUUCGGUAACCACGUCAGCUACUACCAAAGUGAUGGCCGAAGCGCCUUCCCCCAGACCUUCACCACCCAGCGCCCGCUGCACAUCAACAAGACGAGUAACAGUCCUGGUGACACUGAAUCGCCGUCCCACGAAAAGCUGGUAGACUCCACCUUCACCCCCAGCAGCUACUCCUCCACUGGCUCCAAUGCCAACAUCAACAAUGCCAACAACACAGCUCUGGGCCGCUUUCCCCGCCCCACUGGCUACCCCAGCGAGGUCAGCACUGUGGAGGGCCACGGCCCGCCCCUGUCUCCUGCCAUCCGAGUACAGGAGGCAUCGUGGAAGCUCAGCUCCAAGAGGUGCCACUCGAGGGAGAGCCAGAUAGCCAUGGUGUGUCAGGAGGAGUUCUCUCAGGACGAGACCUAUGAGGCAAAGGCACGCGAGGACGUGGAGUACUGCAGUGAGCCUAGCCUGGCCUCCACGGAGAGGCUGUCCUAUCAGGAUGACAAAAACCGACAACUGACACCCCCAGAGGAGGACAAGAAGGACAUCCGGCAAUCUCCAAAGAGGGGUUUCCUCCGCUCCGCCUCCCUGGGUCGGAGGGCCUCCUUCCACCUAGAAUGUCUGAAGCGACAGAAGAAUCAAGGAGGAGACAUCUCUCAGAAGACUGUCCUGCCCUUGCACCUGGUUCAUCAUCAGGCACUGGCAGUGGCAGGCCUGAGCCCCCUCCUCCAGAGAAGCCAUUCUCCCACCACAUUCCCCAGGCCACGUGCCACACCCCCUGCCACUCCCGGCAGCCCAGGCUGGCUCCCUCAGCCCAUCCCCAUGCUUCGACUGGAAGGAACAGAGUCCAGCGAGAAACUCAACAGCAGCUUCCCAUCCAUCCACUGUGGCUCCUGGUCUGGGGAGCCCACGCCCUGCCGGGAGAACAGCAGCACCACCCGGAGAGCCCGGCCUGUGUCCCUCACUGUGCCCAGCCAGCCUGGGGCCUGGGGCAGGCAGUUCCACGGCAGUGCCAGCAGUCUGGUGGAGGCGGUCUUGAUUUCGGAAGGACUGGGGCAGUUUGCCCAAGAUCCCAAGUUUAUCGAGGUCACAACCCAGGAGCUGGCUGACGCCUGCGACAUGACCAUAGAGGAGAUGGAGAGCGCUGCUGACAACAUACUCAGUGGGGGCAACCAGCAGAGCCCCAACGGCACCCUAUUACCUUUUGUUAACUGCAGGGACCGGGGGCAGGACAGAGCAGGGGGCGAAGAGGAUGGGCUCAGCGGGCCCAGCCAGGAGUGUCGGAAGAGUGAGGAGGAGCUGCAGGACAGCAGAGCCUACGUCAGCAGCCUGUAGGGGCCAGGGCUGGGAGAUGCUGGGUUUUUUAUUUGUUUCAAUGUUCCUAAAGGGUUCGUUUCAGAAGUGCCUCACUGUUCUCGUGACCUGGAGUUAACGGAACAGCGUCUUCAUUCAUUUCGUUGGGACAAGACACAGAGUUGGGUGACAUGGAGAGUAGAGCUUUUUGCUUUUCCAGGGGUGGGGGAAGAAAAGCAGCAACCCCAGUUUGUGUCAAAGGAGGAAGAGUGGUGAGGAGGAAGAAGAGGUGGGAGGUUAGGGGAGGGAGCACAGGAGACAGCUACCUGCCCUCCCGUUUUACUUCAAGUCCUGUGCGAGGAACCAGCCUUUGCCUUGGGCACAAAAGGGACCCUCAGCUUCCUGUGGUAGCCCUCACCGAAAGGACCUUUGUCAAACGGGUGUCUUUCAACUUUGCUUGUAAAAAAAUCAUUUUGCACAUAUUCUGUACAAGCCUCACUGUCCCCAUAGAGCCAGGGCCCUGUGGAUUUGCAGAAGGAAGCAGGCACAACUUGGACCCAGCCCCACCCCCUGCCAGGAGGGAAGAGGAAGCAGCAAGAGGCGGCAGGAGCUGGAGCCAGGAGGAAGAGUGGGGUGGCUGCUGCAGCUACCCACCCCCCACCUUCCCUGCCAGGCCACCCCCUUGCAUCAGGAUCACCUUCCCUGCAAGGGCCAGACCGCCGGACCAGGCCACCGAGCUCCACCAGCAGCUGGCCAGCCUGCGGCCGGGGAGCAGGCUGCCCGCCAAGAAAGGGCAGCCAGCUCUGGACAAAGCAAGGUGGUGCUGGGUUCUGCUGAGCGCUCUUUUGUUCUGUUGUUUGACAUUUUUCUUGACAGCAUGUUGCAAUUUUUAUUUCUUUUGGUUUGGAUUUUUUUUUGUUUGUUUUUUUCAGUUUUAUUUUCCCAGGAGGAGGGGAAGAAGAAGAGUGUUUACGAAGGUCGUAGUUACCCACCUUACUGUUUUCACUCUUGCAAAUGCAAAUGAGGUUAGGUAUGAUCAUAUUAUUUAAAUGGGUGUGGUUUCCUUUUUCUACAGUGGUUCAUUAGAGCUGCUGUAGGAGAGUUUUACCAGACAUUGUGUAUGCCCAACCAUUUGUUAUCAUUUCUGUAGGUAGUAAAAAUUCCUUUGGUUUGGUUUUAUAAUUUAAAGGUAAUCAGCAAUGCACUUGAUAGGGUCUUGCACAGAUGGAUGACUGAGCUGGGUUCUCUUGAAUGUCGGGUGUAUUGGUGGGUGCCAGAAGAGAGCAAGCGUGCAUGAGAGAGUCUCUGUGAGUGUGUUAUGUGUGUGGCGGGUUGUCUGUGUGGGUAUGUCAGACAUGUGGACGUGUGCCCACACAGUGCCCCCAUGCGCCCAGUGAGUACACAGCUCCCCGUUUCUGGGUUAACAGGGAUCUGAAUCCAGGGCCAUUUGAAAGCAAAAACAAAUCACUGUCUCUGCUUCUGAAACGGGAAUCAGUAACUCUUUGCAUUUUCUGUCCCACAAGAUAUGCAAAAACAAUGCAAUAAUAUUCAUUUUAAAAAUACAAUUGUGAGUCUUGUUGGCAUUAAAACUGUAUUUUAAAGAACACAGAAAUUUAAGGGAAAAACUCAAGAAGGCGUUUUGCUUCAAUAUAUUCCGUGUAAUGUUUUAUUGCAUUGAUAAUGUUUCUGUUGAAGAAACCGUUAUACUUGAAUUCAGGUCAGUUUCAGUAUUUUACAAAUAUUUUUUUAAAAUUGAAUUGCAAUUGUGCCAAGCGAAUAUAAUGAAUUAAGUUUGUUUUUGAAUCCACCUCUUGUAUAUUUUGCUGCAUGUAAGUAAAUCAUUUUGUAUUUGGAGUGUGACAAGCUUUACCGUUGAACUCUUAAGUGCUUUUCUAUAUGUGGUUGGGGGAAGGGGAAUGAUUUUUUUUUAAUUUGUACAAUGAGCAAGGGUAUCACCCAUGUAAAUCAUUAUCCUGCUACCUACCCACUAACAGGUUUGGACAUUACUGUUUUGCAUAUCUUGUGUUUGCUUCUGCUUCCCUCAAUCUCUCCAAAGCUAUGCGAUAAGUAUAUUUGUACUACAUCUCAUUUGAGAGACUAGGACAUAGCUCAUUCCAAUCUUCCCUCUGUCUGCUCUGUACCAGUUCUCUGACUGGGUAUUUCUCUAGGAACAAUGGUGAGGGGUCGUGAGGCAUUCCAACCAGCCCCUCUCCUCACUGGGCUAGCCUCAGCAUCCCUUGAGGGGGAGAAGAGGUGGCUGACCUUUCUCUUUACUCCUGUAGCACAAAUUUUGCCCAGUGGUUAUUCAGGAAAGUAUACUCUGACUGGGAGGACGGGAUUAGAGUUGGGCUGGUGGGAGGGGAGGGAAUCCUGGUUCUGCAACUGCUCUGCCCAAACUCAUACAGCAGGGGCUACAAAAAGGCAACCAGUUAAAAUCUUUGUCCAUCCAAAAGUCAACCGUGUCUUGCUCACCUCUCCAUCUUUUCUUCACUCUGGGACAGGAUUUCCUCCAGACUUCCGUUAGUAUGUGUGGCAGCCAUGCAGGGGACCAGAACAAGAGAGGCAUCAUCAGGAGUUCACAGGGGUGGUGGAACCAGGGACUCUCUGGGAGCUUCUCUUACGCCAGUUUGGGUCUACCUAGAACCUCCUGCUAUUGGUGCUGUCCUUUGAAUAGAUUUGAACAAUGAUGGUUAAUAAGGGACUGAUUUGGGGAAAACAGGACCCAGCCAUUCAUCCAGAAUUCACCCAUCGAAUCUAUUCCAGUCCAGGGUCCUCACAGCCCUUCUUGGCACUUAUGUAAGCAAACGAGAAAUUUAAAUCAGAGAAAGCCCAGUUCUCAAUGAAGAUGAGUUUUGUUUUCAUGGACUAAUUCAUGAAAAUGUGGAGAAAUGUGCUGGAAACUCCCAGGUUAGCUUACAUUCUAGUAACAGAAGAGUUUCUUCCUGCUUCUCCGAGCCCAACCCAUCCAAAGUUUCUUGGUUCCUUCUCAGAGCCACCUUCUAGAAAUUAAGUUCAGGUGUCACUGUUACCCUUUGUUUAGUUUCCCAAAAUGUCUGCCACUGUGCCUCUAAGAUUUUAGUUAUGAUGGAGAGGGGAGCGCCUUUGGAUUAAUAUUUGGUUCUUGCUAUACAUUUGAUCCCUAGAUAAAGUUGGGAAUCUUGAUUGACCACACACACUCAACCUUUUCAUGCUGUAUUCUCUUUUCCUUCUGGACUUUGCAUGUGCAUCACCAAAUCCGUUGGCCAGCAGCAGGGGCUAUAGGUGGGCUUGUUCCAGCUGCUUCCAGGGCCCUGCCUAAGUGCAGUCCCUUUGCUGUUCACCACUCCCACCAGAGGCUCGCUGCUGUUCUCUAGUCCACUCUGUCCAGAAGACCAGCCAGCCUUCCUCCCUGCCCCGGUAAGAACUGUGUCACCAGUGACCAGGGCACUUUGCCUUAUGCUGCUGUAAAGGAAAGGAGUUUCAGAUGGGAGUUCCCAGGCGAGGGCCUCUCUGAGCCAGACCUCAUGCUGGACUCCUAUAGGGCUGACAUUUGGUAUCUAUCAUCAUCAUAGACUAGUAACAUCAGCCAUGAAACCAACGAACCUCAUCCACAGUGUACGAGGUGAUGUUUUCUCUCUGUCUAGAGGAGAACUCUCCUCAUGACCUCGUAAAACUUCUGAGUGGCUGGAGAAGAGCAGCCAGUGCUGAGGACCAGAAGGACUUGAAGAAGUGCAGCUUAAGUUCUGGGUUUUGGUAAACUUGAUUUUUAUCAUCUUCUGACAGGCCCAGCCUCUUUUAUUUUCACCCCUUGGUCUUUUAAUUAUUAUUCACAUUUAUGGCUACAUUAAGCAGAGAGAUUUUCAGUUGUCUCUUUCUGCCUGUUCCUAGAAGUUUCUUUUUGGCCUUGAAGUAAAAAAAGAGACUUUCCCCCUAGAUUUUGGCUUGAUUUAUGGAUUUGUUUCUGCUUUGCUUCAGAAGAUAUUAUAGUCCCCUCUUCAGCUUCUAAGUCUGACAGACGUCCCUCUGACUGGGAAAUCCAAGGAACAAGACAGCCUUCCUCAGUCUUUUAUCCUCCCCUGGGACCCUGCUUUCAAAUGUCAGGGGCUUGUUUGGAGUGAAGCUACUUAGCACUUCCUCACAGCCAUCUCUUCCAGAACUUCUGCUUAUCACGCAGCAAAAGAUAGUAAGGCGACCACAGAAGUAUACCUUCUACUGCCAAAGUAGUAUCUUUCAGAAAUAAGAGAGCCCAGAAAAUGAGGAGUUUGGAAGCCAUCAAAAGGAUGAUGGUUGUUUUACAUAGGCCUGUCACUUCUAACGGCCAAGAAAUAGAACAAGAACUUGGGGUAGGAAUGAAGAAGAACCCUGGUGGUCAGUGUUUCAGCUUCAUCAAACCCAAAUCACACAUGUUGCUAUGGAAGGUGAUGGCUUCUCUAUCCCCAGAGAGCCAGGAGAACGAGACUACGUCAUCUAAGAGGUAGAAACGGUUUAGCACGGAGACCAAGAGAAGGUUUUAAGAGGACCUCUUUAAGCCCCAGGGGAGUAAAAAAAUUGCUGGUAGAGUCCAGGCCAGUUCUGUUUCUGAAGAUAUGGGUCUGGUCUGGGGAAAGUGUAAGCCCAGAGAGAACUGGAAAGGAAAUGGGGCAAAAAGGGCAUGUUUUGAUUUCCAGUGUGUCUGCUCCCAUUUUAUGGAAAGAAACAUCUAGGUCAACCACUUGCAAUGGCCCGUACAGGGCAGAGGCUCAUGUCUCAAGGAUCUACUUUGGAAGAAAAGAAAAGUAGCGUUUUGACUGACACUGUUUUCCCAACCAAAUCAACAUUAUCAGCUGGAUGAGGGGUGUCUGCCCCCUGUCUGGCCUCUCUGCUGACGUCCCUGCCCUUGUGUUAGCCAGCGCACCACAGAAACAGCCCCAGUCAGAGGCAGAGGUGAAGCCCUGGCCUGGCACCCAUGCAGCUCGCAGUCCCCCGCGUGCAGGGCUCCAGCAUAACACAGCCGCAGGGGCACAGUGAGGGAAGUGUCCUGCAGCUGUCCAGGUAGGCAGCGGGGGUGGGGGGCUCUGGUCCCUUCCCUAAGCUGCUAUGUUUCAGCCUCCUGCCCCAUGCCCCCAUUUUCCUUCCUCCCCUGCCCACCAGACUAGUGAGAGACAGAGAUUUUGCCAUUCUUAACAUAGUUUUUUGUCAAGCCAUUUCUUUUAACUUUAUUUAUUUAUUUAUUUAGUUUUCAAAGCAAUGAAAUAUUCCUGUGUGGAACCAGAUACCAAUGUAACAGGUUAAUGGGUUUCUGCCAGAUUUCCACAUUGUUGGGGAGGCCCUUGGAUACCACAUGCACACACACACACACUCACAUGCAUACACAUGAAUACACACACAUACACUCACAUGUACACCCACACACACAUAUCCUUAAGGGACAAGUGUCCAUGCUGGGGCUGAGCUCUACACAAAUGACUCUGUCUCUUCCCAGAAGGCUGAGCACUCACUGUAUAGAGAGAAGUAGGGAGAGAGCCAGAGUAACUUCCUUGGCUGGGAAUAGUGCCAUCUGAACCUAUUAUUACUAGGAAUUAAGUAUAAUUUAUCCACAUUAAGAAAAUGCUACUACUACUAAAAUCAAGACCAUUCCCUCAUAUGACUUUAAGAGGCUUGGUUCACAGCAGAUGCAGUGGUAAUGACUCUCAAGUUUUCUGGUGUAUUAGAAGAGCCAUUCAAUCCAUUGCUAGAAGGAAAUUAGAGAUUACAGUGGAAUAUCUUAAGCUAAGUUAAAUAAGUUUACCACUGAGAGCAGAGUCAUAGUUAACAUUGUUCUCUACUAAUUAAGGAAAACAAGACAAAGACUAUUAACUAAAGGCCUGAAAUGUCACAUCAGCAAGAGUCAAAUAUUCUGCCUUCAUAUCAGAUGCUGGCCCCUUCACAGGUGUGCUCCCCUCGGUGGGGCAUCCUGUGCACCCUGGUGUUCAGAAUGUAAAUCAUCUGAUUUGUAUCAAGCCCCUAGAAUGGGUACUUGACACUUAAUCUACCAUGAAUCAGACAUUUGCUACAAGUGUGUCAUGUAAAAGUCACAGCCUUCAUAAAUAAGCAAACGUCAUUAUCACAGGCAGUCCUUGCCAGGAAAAGUGGUAAGUGCUAAGGGAGGGUUAUUUCUAUGCAAGGAAAUACACAGAUGGACAGAAUAAUUCCUAUUCACAGUUUGGGCCUGGAGAACUCUGGUGCUGAGGUUUUUAGAGACUUCAGUUAAGAAGCAGAGGGGUAAGGAAAAAGAGAGUGAGCAGACAUCAGCCUUGGCAGUGACUUCAAAGGCCCCUGGAGGAAGUCCCUCCUGAGGGCAGAGAGAAGCCAGGAGGAGAGAGAGGAGAAGGCUACUUGCUGUAGAGGCACAAGAGGAAUAAAAGAGGGUGGGUCACUGGGUCCUGUCCCAAGCCCCUCCCCCUAAGGUGUCUCUACACGAAGAAAUUGUACUGAGGCUUGAAUGGAAAACAAAAUUUGAGAGUGAAGGGCAGACUAGUUGUAAGCCAACAAUCCCAUGCAAAGGGCUCCUUCAGAAGACAACUCAAAUGCUGUGGCACCUUCCUUCUUGCUCACAUCACACCAUCAUACAUCAGCCACCUCCCUUUCCCCGACCUUUCAACUCCAUCUCUUGACUCCUCACCCAGGUUAUGCACCAUACAUAGCUGCUGCCUGUCUCGCCCAGAGCACAUGCUUUCUCCCAGUGCCUGGGAGGACAAGAAGAAGGCUGUGGACACCAACAGCAUAAACAGAAUUGCACAAUCUGGGAUGGGAGUAGUUGAGAACCACCUGUGAAAAACACACAAGUUCAUCAGGAAGUAGGGUGGCAGGUCCCCAGUUGAUGAGCCACUGGAAUGUCUAUUACUCUCAUAAGUUUCCUGUUGGUUUUUUUUAACCCCAGUGGUACAAAGCAAGCAAAAUUCCCCUUCAUGUAAGAGGCUCCAGACAGCCCAGCCCAUCCAUCCCUCUUCUCAUGUCCUCUUGCUCAGGCCUACCUUCCUGCCCCCAGACCAAGCUGUAUCAUACUUAUUCUCAGAGAGAUGUAGAAAGAGGGACAGUGCCUCCAUGGUCACCCCAAUGCCUGUCAUCAUCCCCACACACCUGCAUACCACACACCUUCCCCUCCAGGCUCCACGGAUUUGCAGUUCUUACUAUUGUAAAUAUUGUUGUACAGUUUGUAAUCAUCAAAUAAUCCUGUUGUCAAAGGCCUCGCCUGCUGCGCCUUCUUACCCUUGAGAAAGGCCAGGGAAUCUACAAGGGGCGACCUUUCCAGAAGAGCUUCAGGGUGAUGAUCUCUGUGUGAGAUGCUAUGUAUAUUCCUGUAAGAUUGCAUUUUUAUCUAAGGAAUAAUGUUAUUUAAAAAAAACAAAAACAAAAAAACAAAAAACAAGAAUUGCAAAUAAAUUUCUUAACAACGUUACCUUGAAUUGUAUCUUCCCUCUUCAACAUCCCUUCCCUUCUCCUGUUUCCUAGAUGUCACAGAAAUAUACUUAACUCUCAUAUAAUUGUCUUACUCCCCAAAGGGGAAAAGGCAGGGGAGAACUUGGGAAAUCUGAAUACAAUGGUGAUCUCUAACCUUAUUUCAACAUGAAUCUCAUUAUCCAUCUCUUCCUUCCAAUGAAAAGGUUAACAGAAAAUGGUUCCUAAUUUGACAAGGAGACAGAAUAGGAGAAAUUAAAUGGACAAUCCACAAAAUAGAAGAGCUGUCCUCCAAAUACUUGGAA
Molecule: messenger RNA, 14734 nt
Organism: Phyllostomus hastatus (greater spear-nosed bat)
Lineage: Eukaryota; Metazoa; Chordata; Mammalia; Chiroptera; Phyllostomidae
Gene: CACNA1C
Product: calcium voltage-gated channel subunit alpha1 C
Exons: 49
Coding region: 513-7076 (2187 amino acids)
Biological process (GO): calcium ion import across plasma membrane
Cellular component (GO): membrane; voltage-gated calcium channel complex
Molecular function (GO): high voltage-gated calcium channel activity
Source: RefSeq, a predicted model, not a curated record